Prorocentrum cordatum is the source of this 510-nucleotide messenger RNA. Lineage: Eukaryota; Dinophyceae; Prorocentrales; Prorocentraceae. The record is from the annotation of a GenBank genome assembly.
GGAACAUCAAGUUUGGAGGUAAUCAAUGAUGUAGCCGAUCUCCUACUCGAAGUACCCGCUUUUCGCCCCGAGUCGGUUCUUCACAGUCCCGAGGCCAAAUUACUACAGGACAUGAGAGGCCGAACAGAAUGCAAAACCUCCGCCUCGAUUUUUUCCGAGACUUCAGGCCAUGUCUGGGUGUCCGUGAGGUCGCAGCCCCAGGAGCCCAGCCUGCGAGGCUGUGGAUGUGGCCAUGCUUCCCGCCCGCGAGAUCUCGGCCGCCGAUGCCGGGCCGCCUGGGCACCGCCGCGGUCUUCGCCGUGUCGGUGACUGCGAUGGCCUCGAAGCCUCUGCUGCUGCACCUGACGCGGGGCGACACUGGCUCGAGGUCCGCGUUGAGCCCUGUGCACUUUCAGCUCGCCGCGGAGGGCUGCAAGGUGGGCUUCAGCCUGCUGGCGCUGGCGGUGCGCCUGGCCGUGGGGCUGCCGGCGCCGCUCUGGCGCGGCCUGGGGCACACGGCACGGUUCAUGG